UCUAACCAAUUAGACAUCCCCAUGCAUUUACGUGACACAGCUCAGAUUUUGUCCAAGGAGGCCGCAGGGACCAGGGAGUCCUUAGGGACCAGAGAGUCCUUAGGGACCAGAGAGUCCUUAGGGACCAGAGAGUCCUUAGGGACCAGGGAGGCCGCAGGGACCAGGGAGACCGCAGGGACCAGGGAGCUUAAUACAGCUGUCUCAAAAGCUCCGGAUAUCUCUCGCGACACGUGAAUCAUACUCACCUGUCCCUCCCGACAAGCCACUGGCUGUCACAGGAGAGACUCAUCUCACUUCAACAUAUAUGAUCCAUAAUACAAAUUAUUUAC
Molecule: messenger RNA, 329 nt
Organism: Talaromyces proteolyticus
Lineage: Eukaryota; Fungi; Ascomycota; Eurotiomycetes; Eurotiales; Trichocomaceae
Exons: 2
Coding region: 22-234 (70 amino acids)
Source: RefSeq, a predicted model, not a curated record